AGACUGGAGGGGAAACACCUUCAUGGGUCUGUCGCCUUCAAGGAGCACGCACGAUUGCCCGCUAUCGCGCCAGCCACAGACAAGGUCCGUCCAGUCUCCACAGGGUUCGAUGACGAUGGAAAACAAAUGCCGACCACGAGCCUCACGAGGCCGACUGCGAAAUGCUCCCGGGGCGCCGCGGCAAGGCUACCGCUGGCGGUCCGGCGCCCGAGGACGAGCGGGAGCGCGUCUCUGCGGGGCGAGCGGGGCAGCUUCUGGGCUCGCUCUCCGUCCAUGGCGGCCGUCAGCUCCCCGGGAAGGCCGGUCCAGCGUGCGCAGAGCGUGCAGAUGUGCGUCAAAGACGACGAUCCACGGGAGAGUUGUAGGCAUCAUUGGAAAUCAGAAUUCCGAUGUUCAUUACACAACCCACCCAGGACCGAUAAGGACACAGCCAAGUAUGGGGUCCUUUUGUUGUGAAUUCCGGUCAGGGGACGCCUUGCGUUUUGGGGAGGAGAGGGCGUAUCGAGAGGAGGUGCGCGCUGCAGUAGAGGGAGGCAAAGGGAUCCUGUGCAUGUAGGGUAGUCUGUCCAGCAUAGGUCGUCGUCGUGGGUGAUGGAGGCAACGAUGAAGAAAUGAUUGCUCCGCGG
Schizophyllum commune H4-8 is the source of this 626-nucleotide messenger RNA. RefSeq lists its product as uncharacterized. NCBI's taxonomy places the organism in Eukaryota, Fungi, Basidiomycota, Agaricomycetes, Agaricales, Schizophyllaceae. The record is from RefSeq and is a predicted model, not a curated record. Bases 162 to 365 code for a protein of 67 amino acids. The transcript has a single exon.